GUCCGUGAUACUAGACUACAUCAACGAUCCCUAGUCUACCACACAAGGGCAAGAUCGAGUGGAGAGCCUUUGGAGGUUCGUCAAGAGGUGUGCUGCUGAUCAGAACCGAGCAACCGUCGAGGGGGUCGUGUGAGGCAAGAUGGUGCACCUCCGUCUCAACGAUCCUGACACCUCUCGCAACCCCUACAUCAACUACAUCACCUCCCUACCCAUCUACCCCGACCACGAAGAAGCCCACCAUCGUCUACAACAACUUGCCGCCCUCUUUAAACCCAUCAUGAAGAAACACGGUUUACAGAUCAACUCUUUUGAAGAGUAUGAACCUAAUCCGGAAUUUAGUGGGAGGAAUUGGAAUGCGGGAGAGAAUAUUGAAUUGGUGCUUAGGAGGAGGGGAGCGAGAAAGGGGGAGGGAGGAGGUGGGGGAUGGCUACCCUUUCCGCUACUGUGCUAUGUCUUUAGUCAUGAGCUGGCACAUUCAUUUGAGAUGAACCACUCCUCUCGCCAUGCGGCUUGGACAAAGACAUUUUCUCAAGAGUGUCGAGAGCUACAAGCCAAGGGAUACUACGGCGACGGACUUUGGUCUGCCGGUCGCCGGCUGAACGAUGCAGAGUGGUGUCAAGGCUCGAGCGAUCUGGGAGGUGCGGCCGUUCCUUCCUCUCUCUGUGGUGGAGCAUGGAAGAAGGGCAAAGGCAAGGGAAGAACUGCAGGCAGGAAGCGCAAAAGGACAGCUCACAAUGGAGCGUCUGCUCCAGGCACGACUCGCAAGAAGGGAACACCAUCCCUGCACACUGGCGCACAGACUGCACGCAACACUGAACUCACAGCCGGCAAGCGUCGAGCCUACGUCGCGCUUCCCGGCUCUGGAUCUCGUGUGGACGGUAGAGAUUACCUCCCAAGGGCAACUGCGAAGAGUCAAGAGUACAAGCUCGACGAGAAUUCGACCUUUCGCAGAAGGGCGAAUACGAAUGCUGCGAGGGAUUUGAGGGCGGCAGCUACGAUGAGGAGGAUUAAUGCUUUGCAGGCUGCGUCCGACGGGACCAAGGCUGAGAAGACGGAUAGCAAAGAUGAGAGAGACGGCAAAGAAGCCAAAGCUGGCAGCUCAUCACGUCUGCCGUCCCUGGGCGUCUUCGAUCAAGCGGAUGGUCACGAAGCCGAUGAUGCAAUCUCGGAUGUUGCAUUCGACGAUCUACCUGUCGGAGCAGAGCAGGAGGAAAGCGAAACGGAAGACGAGCAAGAAGAGGAGGGAGAAGACGAUGGCGAUCUGUACGACUCUGCAACCGACGACGAAGCCGACGACUCUGCCUUUGUAUGCGGUUCAACAUGUCCUUCUUCGGCAGGGGGAGCCGGCAGCAAUCUACCCUCCAAUCCGGUCCCAUCAGACGGCAAAAUCGCUACUGCUUCCACGAGUCCGGCGUCGGCGCCGGGGCAGUCUCAGCGGCAGACGAUGUCGUCUGGCGAAACGGACGCCCAGCGUCAGAGGAGGAUGGAGCGUUAUCGUCAAUCCCUCCAGGUCGAGCGAGCACAGACUGCAAAGCAAUCAGGGAAGAAAGCCUCUGGCUCUAGCGAUCCCAGCAGCGGCGUGAUAGUAGGGGAAGAUGAGGAGUGGCAGACAGCCUUGAAGGAUGUACAGAGGCUGGGAGCUAGUCAGCGACGUAUGGAAGCUCUUCAGCGCACUUCUACCUCUCGAUUAGAUUCCGGAGAUGACAAGGCACGCUCCGACCAUACGCCAGUCAAGAGCGAGUCCGGAGAGCGCCACAGCGAGGAGAAAAAGCCCAAGGGACUUUCACUGUCUUCGCCUCGGCGUCCAGCAUCCUCUUCGGCGGCUGCAAAUCCUCAGAAGAAGCAGAGCACCACUCUGAAGAAGAAAGGCGGCGGAGGUACGUUGCUUGGUGGUGGAACUGGAGCGGGAAGUGGCGUCAGUCGCCUCCUCGCACUGCAGCCGACUGCUCCUGCCUCAAGUGCUCCUGCGGCUGCGGCUGCGCCAGACAGUGAGACUGAUGACGAGGACGUUGUUUGCACUGGAUUCAGAAAGGCAGACCAGUGAGGUACGGAGCGCCGAUCGAGUUGAGCAGGGAUUGCGGCGACCAUGGAACGGAUACGGACAAAAUCACAAUAUACCACGCUACAAUCUGUCUUUUGCUGUACACAUGCCCCCAAGUGGUGCACAUUCAUAUCAUUCUCAUACCCUUU
Messenger RNA from Microstroma glucosiphilum, 2190 nucleotides. RefSeq names its product WLM-domain-containing protein. Bases 140 to 2044 code for a protein of 634 amino acids. Lineage: Eukaryota; Fungi; Basidiomycota; Exobasidiomycetes; Microstromatales; Microstromataceae. The record is from RefSeq and is a predicted model, not a curated record. The transcript is spliced from 2 exons.